AUGUCAUAACACUCAAUGAAAGUUUAUGUAAAAAAUCUCAGAAUUUAUAAUAUUUUAACAAUGUUUAGUGAUAAAAGAGUUGCAGCAGUGUGAUUGUAGUUUUUGUGCAAGUCGGGCCUGUGUUUAUUAUCUACAAUAUGGAAGACAAAUACAUACUAACGUUAGAUAUUGGUACAACAACUAUUCGCUCAGUUAUAUAUAAUUCAAGAACUGAAAUAGUAGGCAAAGCGGUUGACCAGGUUGUACUUCACUAUCCCAUACCAGGCUAUGUGGAAAUUGACCCAGAUGAACUAUGGAAGUCAAUUGUGGGUGUUGUGGACACUGCAUUACAAAAUGCAAAACUGUCGGCGGGUCAGAUCACAGCCAUGGGAAUAUCAACACAGCGGAGCACAUUUAUAACAUGGUCUCGUCAAACUGGGAAACCCUUCCAUAGGUUUAUCACAUGGAAAGAUUUAAGGGCUGAUGAAUUAGUGAAACAGUGGAAUGAUUCUUAUAUUUGGAGGCUCAUCAAAGUUGGCUCAUAUGUGCUGUACGUGCUAUCAAGGAGCAAGAGAUUCAGAGCUGGAAGUGUGCUGAAAUUUACAAAUAAUCAGACUACAAUGAGACUGAACUGGGCGCUUCACAACAUUCAAGAGUUCAAGUUGGCAGUUCAAAACAAUGACGCUAUGUUCGGAACCUUGGACACGUGGCUAUUAUAUAAAAUGACGGGGAGCAAAAUCCACAUGUCAGAUGUGUCGUCAGCAUCAGCGACGGGUUUCUUCGACCCCUUCACGAUGCAAUGGGCGGGUUGGGCCAUGUCCCUGUUUGAAAUCCCGAUGGGUGCUUUGCCAAAAGUUGUCGACACAGCGGGCGAGCACUUCACCAGUACAUGCCCCGAGAUUUGGGGGCAUGCAAUACCUAUUCGAAGUUGUAUAGCAGACCAAACAGCUUCAAUGUGGGGCUCGUGUUGUUUCAACGUCGGUGAUAUAAAGCUGACAAUGGGUACGGGGACUUUCUUCAACAUCAACACUGGGAGGUCGCCUCACGCGUCUGUGUCGGGCCUCUACCCCGUAGUGGGGUGGAGGCUUGGGGAUGAAUUGGUGUUCUCGGCUGAAGGCGCGAACAAUGAUACUGCCAGUAUCAUUAAAUGGGCCCAGAAUAUAGGCUUGUUCGAUAAUCCUCAAGAUACAGCGGAGAUCGCGAUGUCCGUUCCGGAUUCUGAUGGUGUCUUCUUCAUACCUGCGUUCAGUGGUUUGGGGCCUCCUUACAACGACUUCACGGCGGCGUCGGGGUUUGUGGGCAUGAAGCCUUCGACGACGAAGGCGCACCUCGUGCGCGCCGUGCUGGAGUCGCUGGCCUUCCGCACCGCGCAGCUGUACACUUGCGUGCAGGCUGAGACCACCUACAACUUUAGCACUAUCAGAUUAGAUGGUGGUGUCUCGAACAACGAUUUCGUGGUACAGUUGAUAGCGGAUCUGACCGGGCUGAAGGUGGAGCGGCCUGUGCAGGUGGAAAUGUCUUCACUGGGCUGCGCUCAUAUCGUCGGACUUCAAUUAGGGAUAUUCAAAUCUAAGGACGAGCUAAAAUCGCUCCGCAAAGUCGGCACAGUGUUUUCGCCGCGACCGAAAGUGAAGAAAUCUUACGAAAAGAUCAUGGCGCGUUGGGAGGACGCGGUCAAAAGAAUGUGUGGGUGGUAUUUAGGGAACAAGUCCUCACAGUCACAAAACUCAGUCCACGAUUCGAGCAACUCCGUCACUCCGCAGAACAGUUUCAAAGUCACCAAGUUAAAAAGGAACAGUAGCGCCAAAUAGCGGUGGCUUUUAUACCUGCUUCUGGUUGUCGCGUGCAUUCCGAUAUGCAGAUGAUAUUUGGCCAGGCUCACUAGUUUUAAGACUUACUGUUGGUAUUUUUAUAAAUUGACGCGACUUUAGUCAAGUUUCAUGAUAUAUCACACUUGGAUGAUUGGAUUUUAUUGUAUGGAUACUGAAUAAAUUUUCUGAAUGGGCAAAAUGCCACUAAAUCAAACUUUUUUGUUAGUUUGUUUUUUACGGAAUUAAUACGUAAAUAAAAGUAUUAUGACAUGUAAAUAAGCUGACACAUUUCGGCUCGAGCAGUCGUUAACUAAUACAAUUCAACUGGAGUUGACUGCUUAGAGCAGUGACUGACUGCUUCCAGCUGUCCGUGUAUGGCGCAUUUAUAGUAGUUAGUAUAAGGCUUAGGGCCCUAGCACUCACGAUACUUUUAGCAUCGGCGAUCAGCGAUUUUGCGACUGCAUCGAUGCAACAUCGUAUUUGACGCCUUGCUGAGUUCGAUUGCUGUGUUGAAAUGGCACGUUUUAACAAUUUUUAGGGUUCCGUAAUUCAAAAAGAGAAACGGAACCCUUAUAGGAUCACUUUGUUGUUUCAAUGCUGCAUCGCGUUUGACAACUCGCUGACCUGAGUUCGAUAGCUGUAUUGAAAACCCCCGUUUUAGCAUUCGGAUGCGGCAUCGAGCUUCUGAAAAUCGACUUGAUUGAUAGCUGCGGCUGGAGAUUGUAUAUGUGGGAAGUGGAACGUUCAAACGGAGCAUCGAGCUUUCCAAAAGCAACUAAAACGCUGAUCACUGAUGUUAAAUGCAUCGUCUCUGCUAUGGCCCUUACACUUGACCGCGACUUUUUAUCGUUUCAAUAUUAUAAUAUUUCAUUCGGAGAAGAGAAUCCGGUUGAAAUCUAUAGGGCGCACUCUGACUUUGCUAAGACUUAACGAGACAGAUAUAUCUCUCACGUAAACUUGUCUCGUUUUAACUCAAUCUUGAGUCUGAGUAAAGUCAAAGUGCGCUCUAUAAAUCUCAGCCUCAUUCUCUGUUCGUGAACCGGGCGAUGAGUGUAUAUGAUUAUGAUGAUAAAUAUGACUUACUUAAUGCCUAUGCGUUUAUUUUCUUCUGUAUCACAAUAUUUUAUCAAGGAUAAGUCUAGGAUGAUCUAAUUUUAGGGGUUGUGGAUUUGAUACCUAAAUAUAAGCCGCAAUUGAGCAAGUAGUAUUAAAUCAGGAUAAACUUUAAGAAGACAUUAGUGUUUAAGUAGAAAUAAGUUCUGAAUUAUGAACAUUGGACUAAUUCUGGGUAAUAAAUAAUAAAUGUUAUUAAUAAGUUAGUAGAAAAUAGACGGUUGCUUGUUUUUAUUAGACCUACAUCUUAAAUGUAAUUGAGGAGCUGACGAGCAAAACGGCGUAAUUACAU
Maniola jurtina (meadow brown) is the source of this 3195-nucleotide messenger RNA. Its product is annotated as putative glycerol kinase 5. The transcript is spliced from 11 exons. Gene Ontology annotation, molecular function: glycerol kinase activity. The record is from RefSeq and is a predicted model, not a curated record. NCBI's taxonomy places the organism in Eukaryota, Metazoa, Arthropoda, Insecta, Lepidoptera, Nymphalidae. Gene Ontology annotation, biological process: glycerol metabolic process; glycerol-3-phosphate biosynthetic process; triglyceride metabolic process. The coding region runs from base 138 to 1790 and encodes 550 amino acids. Gene Ontology annotation, cellular component: mitochondrion.